Messenger RNA from Alligator sinensis (Chinese alligator), 5763 nucleotides. RefSeq names its product lysine methyltransferase 2B (gene KMT2B). Gene Ontology annotation, molecular function: zinc ion binding; histone H3K4 methyltransferase activity; protein binding. Gene Ontology annotation, biological process: positive regulation of DNA-templated transcription. NCBI's taxonomy places the organism in Eukaryota, Metazoa, Chordata, Crocodylia, Alligatoridae. The record is from RefSeq and is a predicted model, not a curated record. Gene Ontology annotation, cellular component: nucleus; histone methyltransferase complex.
GGCCGCCGCAAACUCCCCCGGCUGCUCAAGUUUGUCUCCAAAGCCAAGCGGCUCAAGCCGGGGCAGGCGGCUCUGGCUCGUGCCCGCCGCCAACCUUCCAGUACCCGCCGCAGCACCCCCAAGAGGUACCGCCCGGCACCUGCGCCCGCCCCGGAGGACACAGAGGAGGCAGCGGCACCUGGGAAGCGCCGGCGGCAGGGCAGAGGUGAGCCGGAGAAAGAGAGGGAGGUGUCUCCGGACCCGCCCAGCAUCGCCCAGUCCACGCGGGCGCAAUGCCUGAAACGUGGGCGUGGACGCCCCCCGCUGACACCCACUCAGCGGGCCGAGAGGGGGGUCCCCGGGGCCGAGGACCCCCCUGGACACAAAACCACCUUUCUCAAGAACAUUCGUCAGUUCAUCAUGCCUGUGGUCAGCGCCCGCUCGUCCCGCCUCAUCCGCACCCCCCGGCGCUUCAUGGAUGAGCCCCACCCGCCCACACCCGCGCUGCCCAGGCCACCCCCCGCGCCGGAGGCGGGGGAGGGGCCCUGCCCCGCCCCCCGGCCCCCCUCGCCCGCCCCCGACGAGCCGGUGAUGACCCGCAGCGGGCGGCGCCUACUGCCUCGCACCAACCACCUCAGCCUGCCCCUGUUCCCCAGGGAGGCCCCCAAGGGGCAGCCCCCUGGGCAUGACCCAGCACCCCCCCAGCUGGUGGGCAUGGACAAGGUGUACAGCCUGCUCACCCGUGCCAAGGUGCAGCUCUUCAAGAUAGACCAGCAGCAACAGCAGCUCAAAGCUGCUCCGUCCUUGCCCAGCGUGAAACCUGAGGAGACCGGAGAAGCUGAGAACAGCCUGCGGGAUGAGACAGAGCCUGGGGCCGACCGCACCGAUGGCAGGAAGCAGGGCCAGGAGUCCCCAGUGCAGGGCCCACGAAUCAAGCAUGUGUGCCGCCACGCGGCUGUGGCACUAGGGCAGGCGCGGGCUGUGGUGCCCGAGGACGUGCCGCGACUCAGCGCCCUUCCCCUGCGUGAGCGCACCCAGCUGGCCGCGUCCCCUGGCCCUGAGGAGACAUCGUCAGCCUCGGAGACGGAGGGUGGGCAGGGCAAGCGGGCACGGGCAGAAGGGGGGCCCCAGGCAGCGCCCCCUGCACCCCCUGCCCGGCGCCCACCAGCGCCCACCACAGGGGGGGGCCGCAAGAACCGCAUGGCGCGCUGUGGGUGCUGCAAGGGCUGCCUGACGCUGCAGGACUGUGGUGCCUGCCCCAACUGCCUGGACAAGCCCAAGUUCGGUGGGCCCAACACCAAGAAGCAGUGCUGCGUGUACCGCAAGUGUGACAAGAUAGAAGCGCGGAAGAUGGAGCGGCUCUCCAAGAAAGGCCGGGCAGGGCCACGGCCAGCAGCGCCCUGGGACUCGGAGGACUCGCAGGACUCGUUCCCGGCACCCUGGGAGGUGGCGCUGGGCGCGGAGGAGACGGCUGAGCCCGACGGGCUGCUCCAGCGCAAGUCGGCGCGGCGCUGUGUGCGCCAGCCCUCCUGCCAGCCCGACCUUCUUCCAAUGGAAGUGGAGGAGCAGAGCCGGCCCCGCCGUGCCCCACUGCAGCCUGUGGUGCAGCUGAAAGCCCGCAGGCGCCCGGACAAGGACAUGCUGCCCAUUGGCGCCUUCCCCGCCUUCCCCAAUGGCUGGAAUGGGAAGCAGAAGUCUACAGAUGGUGUCCACCGGCUCCGUGUCGACUUCAAGGAGGACUGCGACCUGGAGAACGUGUGGCUCAUGGGCGGCCUCAGCAUCCUGACCUCCGUGCCCGUCACCACCCAGCUUGUCUGCCUGCUCUGUGCCAGCAAGGGCUUCCAUGAGGCCUGGUGCUGCCGGCGCUGCAAGGCCUGCCAUGUCUGCGGGCGCCGCAGCCGCGCCUCUAAGCAUCUGCUGGAGUGCGAGCGGUGCCGGAACUGCUACCACCCGGCCUGCCUGGGCCCCAACUACCCCUCGCGGCCUGGGCGCAAGCCCCAGGGCUGGCUGUGUUCGGCCUGUGUGCGUUGCAAGAGCUGCGGGGCAGCCCUGGGCCGGAGCUGGGAGGCCGAGUGGACACCAGAGACCAACCUGUGCCCACCGUGUGCUGCCCUCUAUGCCCAGGGUAAUUACUGCCCCAUCUGUUCCCACUGCUACGAGGACAACGACUACGAGAGCAAAAUGAUGCAGUGCGCCAUGUGCGAACACUGGGUGCAUGCCAAGUGCGAGGGGCUCUCGGAUGAGGGCUACGAGAUCCUGUCUAGCCUGCCAGACAGCGUGGUAUACGCGUGCAGGCCGUGCACAGGUGCUGAUGGGGGGCGCUGGCGGGACCUCCUAGAUGCCACCCUGGGCAAGGGGCUGCGGGCCGUCCUCCAGGGGCUACAGGAAGCUGAACAGGCCGCCCCCCUGCUGCAGUGUGCCCAGUGCUCCCCCGACUCGGGUGUACACAUCCACCAACACCCCUGUGACUUGCGCUCCAUCGCCCGGCGCCUUGACCAGGGACACUACACCUCUGUGCUGGGGUUCAACCGGGACAUGGUGGGGGUGCUGCAGCGCCAGGGCCCAGACCCAGUGGGGGGCUCCGAGCCCAGCGCCCGCCAGCUCUACCUCGAGGUACCAGGGUGGUGGGGGGGUCGGGCUUUCUGGGAUGGGGGUCAUCUGACCUUUUUGAGGGGGGGUCCUAUGAAAGAGAUUGAGGGGCUAGGCAUUUGUGUUGGGGAUGAGAGUAACAGGCUGAGGGAGUCCCAGGUGGGUAUGAGGCUGCCUGGGUUUUGGGGGGCAGCUGGGACCCUGAGAGGGGUUGGUGUGCAGUGGGGUGACAUCAUUUGGGUUUUGUGGGGGGGUCUGGUGUGGAUGGGGACAUGGUGCCAGCCCACCCCCCCAACAUCUGCCUCCCCCUGCAGCGGGCUGCUGCCGAACGCGGUGGUGCCCCCCUCUGCUGACCACCUCUAUGCCCAGUGGCGCCAGCCCGAGGAGCCCGGCCCUGAGAGAGAAAACGAGCAGCCCACCCCACCCCCUGGUGUGAAGGGACCUGGCACAGGGCCGGGGGGCGGCACGGAGGACAAGCGGCAGUGCGCCCUGUGCCUGCAGUAUGGGGAUGCCCCCUCCAAGGAGGCCGGGCGGCUGUUGUACAUUGGGCAGAACGAGUGGACGCAUGUGAACUGCGCCGUGUGGUCAGCUGAGGUCUUCGAGGAGAACGAUGGCUCCCUCAAGAACGUGCACGCCGCUGUAGCCCGCGGCCGCCAGAUGCGGUGUGAGCACUGCCAACGCCCGGGUGCCACAGUGGGCUGCUGCCUGUCUGCCUGCCUGAGCAACUACCACUUCAUGUGUGCCCGGCGCCGGCGCUGCACCUUCCAGGACGACAAGAAGGUUUUCUGCCCCAAGCACACCCACCUGCUGGAUGGCACUGAGAUUGUAGCGGAGGACGGCUUUGAUGUGUUGCGCCGCGUCUAUGUGGACUUCGAAGGCAUCAGCUUCAAGAGGAAGUUCACGGUUGGCCUCGAACCCGACACUGUCAAUAUGAUGAUUGGCUCCAUCAAGAUCGACAGCCUGGGCACGCUGACAGACCUGUCAGAGUGUGAUGGACACCUCUUCCCCGUUGGUUACCAGUGUUCCCGGCUGUACUGGAGCACGGUGGAUGCCCGGCGGCGUUGCUGGUACCGGUGCCGGGUGCUGGAGUGCCGGCCUCAGCUGGGCCACGACGAGCCCAACGGCCAGGCCAGGCAGGAGGAGAACCGCACCAUCGCCCACAGCCCUGCCCCAGACUCUGGUGAUGCAGAAGAGGUGCCUGCAGAUGCCCCCAUGGCAGCAAAGACGCCACCCGGCCCUGAGCGCCAGGCAUCCACUCGCCCGCCUGAGCCAGCCACCCCCACACCCCGGCCCCCAGCUGGUGCCCGCAUCAAGGUACCCAGCUACUCGCCCACCCGCCGGCCCCUGGGGGGCAUCUCCUCCCGGCCUCUGCCCUCCCCUGGGGGGGUCCUAUGGGCUGGGAUGGGCCGCCAGGGCAUGCUCUACCCCACCCCCCUCACCCUGUACCCCCCACCCCCAGGGGAGUCGUGGAGCUCGGAUGAGGACUGUCCCGGGCGGGAGGAGCCAGAGGCUGAGGCUCCCCCCAAGACGCGGCCACACCUGCGCUUCGAGAUCAGCAGCGAGGAUGGGCUCAGUGUGCAGGCCGACACUGUGGAGGGUGCCUGGAAGGCCGUGAUUGAGAAGGUACAAGAGGCCCGAGCCGUUGCCCGUCUCCGGCACCUGUCAUUCGCCGGCAUGAAUGGGGUGCGCCUUCUGGGUAUGCACCACGAUGCUGUGGUCUUCCUGGUGGAGCAGCUGCCAGGCGCCCGCGCCUGCCACGCCUGCAAGUUCCGGUACCACCCGCAUGGGCAUGGCCCCGCCCCUCCGCCCCUCAACCCCCGCGGCUGUGCCCGUGCCGAAGUCUACGUCAGGAAAUGCACCUUCGACAUGUUCAACUUCCUGGCAUCGCAACAUCGGCGCCUGCCUGAGGCUGGGGCUGAGGAUGAGGAGGAGGAUGAGGUGCAGCUCAAGUCCACCAGACGAGCCACCAGCCUGGAGCUGCCCAUGGCCAUGCGGUUCCGGCACCUGAAGAGGACGUCCAAGGAGGCUGUGGGCGUGUACAGGUCGGCCAUCCAUGGGCGGGGGCUGUUCUGCAAGCGCAACAUCGACGCAGGCGAGAUGGUGAUUGAGUACUCGGGCACCGUCAUCCGCUCCGUGCUCACAGACAAGCGCGAGAAGUUCUACGACAGCAAGGGCAUCGGGUGCUACAUGUUUCGCAUGGACGACUUCGACGUGGUGGACGCUACGAUGCAUGGCAAUGCCGCGCGCUUCAUCAACCACUCGUGCGAGCCCAACUGCUACUCGCGCGUCAUCCACGUGGAGGGGCAGAAGCACAUAGUCAUCUUUGCCCUGCGCCGCAUCCUGCGUGGCGAGGAGCUCACCUAUGACUACAAGUUCCCCAUCGAGGACGCCGGCUCCAAGCUGCCCUGCAACUGCGGGGCCAAGCGCUGCCGCCGCUACCUCAACUAGUCCCUAAGAGACCCCUCAGCGCUGCCCCAGGGAUCCCCCACCCACCCAUGGAUCAGACUUGGAAACCCCCUCGGGGACCCCUGGUGCUGCCCAGAUAUUUCCCUCCCCUCCUCUAUCCCAGACUGACUUGGACCCACCCUGGGGAAACUCCCCCAGGAUUUCCAACCCUCCAAACCUGGACUUGCGGACCCCUACCCUGAUCUGGAAACCCCCCUCGGGGACUCCUGGUGCUGCCCUGGAGAUGUACCCCCUCCAGCCUGACUUGGAACCACCCGAGGACCCCCCAGGGGUACCCCCGCCCCAAAAUGGAUGCCUAAUGGCGCUGUCCAGAGCCCCCUCCCCAACCUCACUUGAAGUCACCCUGCAACUCCCACCCUGGUCUGGGACCCCCUUUGGAGACCCCUACCCUGACCUAGACCCCCCAGGGGGCCUGAGCUGCCCUGCCCCCCUUCCAGCCUGACUUGGACUCACCUGAAGUGACCCCCAGCCUGACGACCCCCCCCAUUUGGGGACCCCUAACUUGAUCUGGACCCCCCCCUUGGGGACCCCUGGUGCUGCCCUAGAGACCCCCCCAUCUCAGUCUGACUUGCCGCGCCCCCCCCCAUGACCCCUAACCCUGACUUUGAACCCGUUUCCCCAGUGACCUCCUGGCAUUACCUAGCCCCCUGCCCCUUGUCUGGGCCCCCCCAGGCUGUUACACUUGGGGACCCUCACUACCUCCCCCCCAACCUGGAACCCCCUCACGGA